Phaedon cochleariae (mustard beetle) is the source of this 1492-nucleotide messenger RNA. Lineage: Eukaryota; Metazoa; Arthropoda; Insecta; Coleoptera; Chrysomelidae. The record is from the annotation of a GenBank genome assembly.
AAGGAAUAAGCGUAGGUCUGCAGAAAGUUAGCCUGAAAAAUCUCAUUCCAAAUCAAGAAAAUUGUUUGAUUGUCGGUAUCAUCAUAGGAAAGAAAAGGCCUCGUAAAUUUGUCGACACGAAAGCGCCAGUUGAAGUUUUUAGAGGGGUUUGGAAUUUCACAUUUCGAGACUCGCCUCAAGAUUAUAUUAAUGUUACUUAUUGGGGAUCCAGCGAAGUUGUAUUUCAAGCUAAUGAUAAGUUUCACACAGGUGAUGUUGUUGAAAUUAUUAAUCCCAGUGUCAACGUGAGGAAAUUUAAUGAUUAUGGAGAACAGUUCCUUCCUAUGGUAACGUCUCCCUUCAGUUUGUCACUGCAUGACAGAUCUUCCCUGAUUCUUCAUGGGGGGAAUCCUCUCUACUAUAAUGGUUUGCUUAGCUACCCUACUAAACCAAUCGUUGGAUUUUUAUCACUUCGAGAUAUUCACAAUAGAGGUGCAUCUAUAAAAGAUCACAUAGACAUCCUAGUAGCUGUGAGAGGUUUGGGACAAGUUCGAACUGUUACCUCGAAAUCUAACGAAAUGAUGCAAGUUCGUACAGUGGAAGUAUUCGAUCAUACAAGUCCAAAUUUAAAAAUCGAAAUAUGGGAACCUGAUAUAAUUCAGAGGUCUGAAAAAUGGCGUCCUCGAUUAACAGCUUUAUUCAUUACUGACCUCAAAGUUCAGUGGUCAGAUUUCCAGAGACAGUUCAUAGCGAAAGUUACCAAUCGUACAAUUAUAACAGAAAAUCCUCAGGGAAAUGAAGUACAACUGCUACUUAAUUAUGCACAGACUGCUCCGAUAGAAACUUUCGAGAUUGUAGAUCAGAUGAUCAACACUUUACCAGAUCCUGCCACCAUCCAAGAUGUUAUGAGCGUCAAACAAAUCCAAGACAAAAUAAAUAUUCACAUUCAAGAAAAUAGACUCGUAAAUAAACAAUUUACAGCACUUUUGUUUGCUUUUGUUACCACAUUGGACUUGGAUGGACUUUCCAAAACUUUAGUGAUAAAAUGUGGACAUUGUAAACUCCAAAUGAAAGGAUCGAACUGUGAGAAUUCUGAAUGUCCUACGGUAUAUGAAAAGGAGAUGGCAGAUCCUGAAUUCAAUUUUGAUAUUCAAAUUACUUUAACCGAUCAUACUGGAACUUUGACUAAUUGCAAAUUUAGAGGACAUGUUGUAGAACAAGCUUUGAAUUGUACAGCUCGUGAUUUCUCAAAUAUGUCUGAUGAUGAUAAGUGUACACUGAAAUGGAAAUACUUGAUGGAACGAUGUGCUGUUUCCAUUGCUGUUUUAUUCGUCGGAAGACAGAAUCCAAUAAUUUCAGUGGUACAAGUUCGUUUAGCAGAUUCCUUAGAAGUGAGUAGGAGACUUCCAAUUUAUUGAGACAUGGUUAAACUAAAACUAUAUAUUGUCCAUACUAUACUUGAGUUAUCAAUGAAAGUUGUUCAUUCAGUUUUCUCACUUGAUAGUUAUUAUAU